AUGGAGGAGACAGGCUUUAAGGGUGAAGUGGAUGGAGCCAGUGCAAGUGACAGCAGCAGGGAUGGCACAGCCAGCCAGACCACAGAGAAGGAUCUGGCUGGUGCAGCGAAGGAGACAGCCUUUGUAACGGGCAGUGAGAGUGCUCCCCCUUGCAAGACCCCGCUCAUCUGCUGCGCAGACGGCCUUGAUCAGGACACCUUUAAAAUUUGCAAGGAGCUUUUCAGACCUUUCAAGAAGUCGCUUAGGAAACUGCACCUGCCCCAGCACCUCCCCACAGAGAAAAAACUGAAGGACAUGAAGGAAAGCUUGACGGUAAUCGGGGACCGCAUCGAUCUCUUUCUCCAGCGGUACUGCAGAGCCUCGGAAGUGAAGCACUGGCAGAAGAUGUUCUGGCGGUUCAUCUCCCUCUUCUCGGAGAUGGAUGCAAAGCAGCUGCAGAAGCUGCAUAAGUACAUCAAGAGCAAUCGAAUGGAUAAGUUUCUGGAAUUAUACUGUCCUUCAGAAAACCUGGAUUCAGUUCCAGAACUCAAAGAACAGAAACUGAAGCAGCUUUACAUCAGCUGGGGUCUCAGCAGAGGUACAACACACCUGCAGGAACACCAGGGUCAACAAGACGGUCACCACCACCCCAUCUGCAAAGUCACCGCCCAGCAGCAAGAAUGA
This is a messenger RNA of Tyto alba (common barn owl), 663 nucleotides long. RefSeq names its product chromosome unknown C17orf64 homolog (gene CHCT1). The transcript has 5 exons. Lineage: Eukaryota; Metazoa; Chordata; Aves; Strigiformes; Tytonidae. The record is from RefSeq and is a predicted model, not a curated record. The coding region runs from base 1 to 663 and encodes 220 amino acids.